UAAGUAAUAAGCAGCUGGACUGAAUUCCUUUGUUCUCCAAUCUCUAUUUCUCUCUCUUCUUUUAGUUGGUGCUAUGUUAAUGAGAUAGGACACAAGCUGGUGACUUAUUCAUUCCUUUUGGCAUUUUAACAAGCUACGAAGAGAAGCUUCCUGUUAUUUCUUCCCAACUCACCAAAACACAUUCCCAAUCUCGGAACUUCUAUCUUCUCUCACUCAUACAGAGAGUUUUGUGUGUGAAUCUGAUCGAGAUAUUGAGACGGUGUCAUCUCACCUGCGAGAGUAAUUACUAGUUUUCAUUUACAGUGAUGAGCGGCGGAGCGUCGCCGUACCGGCGGCAUAAGAACGAUGUGGAGUUUGGCGGUGGUGGUGCAGGCAACCAGGAGGACAAUGAGUCGGUUUCGGAUCCUUUUGAUAUUGUUAGCACCAAAAGUGCCUCAGUUCAUAGCCUUAGAAGAUGGAGGCAAGCGGCUCUUGUGCUGAAUGCUUCGCGUAGAUUUCGAUACACAUUAGAUUUGAAAAGGGAGGAAGAGAAGAAACAAAUUAUAGCCAAGAUCAGGACCCAUGCACAAGUCAUACGAGCAGCCUACCUUUUCCAAGCUGCUGGAGCACAAUCAAAUGGGGCAGAGAAAGCACCUCCAACUCCUAUUCCUACGGGUGAUUAUAGUAUUAGCCCGGAUCAACUUGCUUCAAUGACUAGAGAUCAUGAUUUCUCCGCUUUGCAAAACUAUGGAGGGGUCAACGGAUUGUCAGAAAAGCUAAAGACAAAUCCAGAUAAGGGAAUUCAUGAUGAUGAGUCAAAUAUAUUGGAGAGGAAAAAUGUUUUUGGGUCAAACACAUACCCACGAAAAAAAGGAAGAAGCUUUUGGAGGUUUGUUCUUGAUGCUUGUCGAGAUACCACUUUGAUCAUUUUGAUGGUAGCUGCAGCUGCUUCUUUGGCAUUGGGUAUAAAGACAGAGGGGAUCAAAGAAGGAUGGUAUGAUGGUGGGAGUAUAGCUAUGGCUGUUAUCAUUGUUAUAGUUGUUACAGCUGUAAGUGAUUAUAAACAAUCACUUCAAUUUCAAAAUCUGAAUGAAGAGAAGCAGAAUAUACAAUUGGAGGUUGUAAGAGGCGGGAGAAGGCUUGAAAUUUCAAUCUUUGAUAUCGUUGUCGGUGAUGUAAUACCACUAAAAAUUGGUGAUCAGGUUCCUGCUGAUGGGAUUUUAAUAUCUGGCCACUCACUGGCUAUUGAUGAAUCUAGUAUGACUGGCGAGAGUAAAAUUGUUCAUAAAGAUCAAAAAUCACCAUUUUUAAUGUCGGGGUGCAAAGUUGCAGAUGGCUAUGGCACUAUGCUGGUCAUGAGCGUUGGAAUAAAUACAGAAUGGGGAUUACUUAUGGCUAGCAUCUCCGAAGAUAACGGGGAGGAAACACCAUUACAGGUGCGGUUGAAUGGAGUUGCCACUUUUAUUGGUAUAGUUGGGCUUGCGGUGGCUAUAGUUGUUCUCGUUGUUCUUCUAAUCAGGUAUUUUACCGGGAACACGUCGAAGAGUUCAGAUUAUCCUAAAUUUACUGCUGGAAAAACUAGUCUUAGUGAUGCUGUGGAUGCUGCAAUUAAAAUCUUCACUAUUGCAGUCACUAUUGUUGUUGUUGCGGUGCCUGAAGGGCUUCCCUUAGCUGUCACAUUAACUCUUGCAUACUCUAUGCGUAAAAUGAUGGCAGACAAGGCACUGGUUAGAAGACUUUCUGCUUGUGAGACAAUGGGUUCUGCUACUACAAUUUGCAGUGAUAAAACUGGAACAUUAACAUUAAACCUGAUGACCGUAUCUGAGGCCUAUAUCUGCGGGAAGAAAAUUGAUCCACCAGAUAACAAGUCAGAAUUAUCUUCUGGACUCGUUAAUCUUCUCAUUGAAGGCAUCGCUCAAAAUACAACUGGAAGUGUAUUUUUACCUGAGGGUGGUGGAAAAAUUGAAGUUUCUGGAUCUCCAACUGAGAAAGCUAUUCUUCAAUGGGGGGUUAAUCUUGGAAUGAAUUUUGACGUUGUGAGGUCACAGUCAACAAUAGUUCAUGCAUUCCCGUUCAACUCAGAGAAAAAACGAGGCGGAGUUGCUGUGAAAUUGUCCGAUUCUGAAGUUCAUAUACACUGGAAAGGAGCUGCUGAAAUUGUGUUAGCUGCAUGUACCAGCUACAUGGAUACCAAUGGGACUGUAGUCCCUUUGGAUAACAAUAAGGUGGAAAAUCUUCAAAAAGCAAUAGAAACAAUGGCUGCUGGAAGCCUGCGUUGUGUUGCAAUUGCUUACCGAACAAUGAAAGGUGAAAAUCUUCCGGUUACCGAAGAGGAAGUUGAGCAUUGGCAAAUGCCUGAGGAUGAUCUUGUUUUGCUAGCAAUAGUUGGUUUAAAGGAUCCAUGUAGGCCGAAUGUGAAAGAUGCAGUUGAAUUGUGCAAAAAGGCUGGUGUCAAGGUAAGAAUGGUGACGGGUGAUAAUCUUCAGACAGCAAGAGCAAUAGCACUUGAAUGUGGAAUAUUAGAAUCGAAUGCAGAUGCGAAGGAACCCAAUUUAAUCGAAGGGAAAACGUUUAGGGGAUUAUCAGAAGACCAAAGACUAGAAAUUGCUGACAAGAUAUCGGUGAUGGGGCGAUCUUCCCCUAAUGACAAAUUAUUACUCGUGCAAGCGUUAAGGAAGAACGGUCACGUUGUUGCUGUUACUGGUGAUGGGACAAACGAUGCCCCUGCGUUGCAUGAGGCUGAUAUUGGUCUAGCUAUGGGAAUCCAAGGAACUGAAGUUGCAAAAGAAAGCAGUGAUAUUAUCAUAUUAGAUGAUAAUUUUGCUUCAGUUGUCAAGGUGGUUCGAUGGGGGAGGUCUGUUUAUGCCAAUAUUCAAAAAUUCAUUCAGUUCCAGCUCACCGUAAAUGUCGCGGCCCUUGUGAUUAAUGUUGUUGCAGCCGUCUCUUCCGGUGAUGUCCCAUUGAAUGCCGUGCAGCUCCUGUGGGUGAAUCUUAUAAUGGACACACUCGGUGCACUUGCUCUAGCCACUGAACCACCCACCGAUCACCUCAUGGACCGAACCCCAGUUGGCAGAAGGGAACCUCUUAUAACAAACAUUAUGUGGAGGAAUUUGUUAAUUCAGGCUAUGUACCAAGUUACAGUUCUCCUCGUACUCAACUUUGAUGGCAAACGGAUUCUGAAUUUAGAGCACGAGGACAUUAAGGAGGCCGACAAAAAGAAGAACACACUCAUUUUCAAUGCUUUCGUCUUUUCUCAGAUAUUCAAUGAGUUUAAUGCUCGGAAGCCUGACGAGAUGAAUGUUUUUAAAGGAGUUACAAAAAACCGCCUUUUUAUGGGAAUUGUUGGCUUUACUAUUGGACUUCAAGUCAUUAUAAUCAUGUUCUUGGGGAAAUUCACGACGACCGUUAGGCUGAGUUGGCAAUAUUGGCUAAUCUCGAUUUUAGUUGGUCUAGUCAGUUGGCCUCUUGCGGUUGUUGGUAAACUGAUACCUGUUUCCGAGCGCCCCUUCAGUGAAUACUUCUAUAACUUGUACCAGUCAUGUAAGCCAUCUCGUCUUGGGAGAAAUCGAGGUUCAUCAAGAGGAAAUGUGGACGACACUUAGUAUUUUUUUAAGGUUUUCUUGUGUUUCGACCACAACUUUCUAACAUACCGUACUUACAAAUAUAGUUUGUAGUAGGGAGUGUUUUGCAACUAUUUGAUCUUCGGUAUGUCUCAUAUGACCUGGUUUUUUGUAUGUCGAAGUUGCACAUAAACGAUUAUACAUAUUUUAUAUCGACUUGUUUUAGACUUCCGUAA
Messenger RNA from Helianthus annuus (common sunflower), 3775 nucleotides. Its product is annotated as calcium-transporting ATPase 9, plasma membrane-type. Lineage: Eukaryota; Viridiplantae; Streptophyta; Magnoliopsida; Asterales; Asteraceae. The transcript has 35 exons. Gene Ontology annotation, cellular component: intracellular membrane-bounded organelle; membrane. The coding region runs from base 306 to 3581 and encodes 1091 amino acids. The record is from RefSeq and is a predicted model, not a curated record. Gene Ontology annotation, molecular function: calmodulin binding; ATP hydrolysis activity; P-type calcium transporter activity. Gene Ontology annotation, biological process: calcium ion transmembrane transport.